Messenger RNA from Radiomyces spectabilis, 1062 nucleotides. Its product is annotated as glucosamine-6-phosphate isomerase. The record is from RefSeq and is a predicted model, not a curated record. Gene Ontology annotation, cellular component: cytoplasm. The coding region runs from base 12 to 902 and encodes 296 amino acids. Gene Ontology annotation, molecular function: glucosamine-6-phosphate deaminase activity; identical protein binding. Gene Ontology annotation, biological process: N-acetylglucosamine catabolic process; D-glucosamine catabolic process; carbohydrate metabolic process. The transcript has 6 exons. NCBI's taxonomy places the organism in Eukaryota, Fungi, Mucoromycota, Mucoromycetes, Mucorales, Radiomycetaceae.
ACACAACAACCAUGAGAUUGAUCAUCCGUGAAGACGCCGACCACGUUUCUUCGUAUAUUGCCAACUACAUCAAGGAGCGUAUCGCUCAGUUCAAGCCUUCCGCUGAACGUCCCUUCGUUCUUGGCUUGCCUACUGGUAGCUCUCCUGUCGGUGUCUACAAGAAGAUGGUUGAAUUGCACAAGGCCGGCGAGUUGAGCUUUGAGCAUGUCGUCACUUUCAACAUGGAUGAAUAUGUUGGUUUGCCCCGCGACCAUCCCGAAUCCUACCACUCUUUCAUGUGGAAGAACUUGUUCAUGCAUGUGGACAUCAAGCCUGAAAAUGUUCACAUCUUGGACGGUAACGCUCCUGAUUUGGAUGAAGAGUGCAAGAAAUUCGAAGUGGAGAUCGCCCGUGUUGGCGGUAUUGAACUGUUCUUGGGCGGUAUCGGUCCUGAUGGUCACAUUGCUUUCAACGAACCCGGUUCCUCUUUGACCUCCCGCACUCGUGUCAAGACUUUGGCUUACGAAACCAUCAUUGCCAACGCUCGUUUCUUCGAUGGUGAUGUGACCAAGGUCCCCAAGCUUGCAUUGACUGUUGGUGUUGCCACUGUCAUGGAUGCUCGUGAAGUCGUCGUUAUCAUCACCGGCGCACACAAGGCUAUUGCUUUGGCCAAGUGUAUUGAAGAGGGUGUCAACCACAUGUGGACUGUGUCUGCUAUCCAAAUGCACCCCAAGGGUCUUAUUGUGUGUGAUGAGGACGCGACCCUUGAAUUGCACGUCAAGACUGUUAAAUACUUCAAGUCGAUUGAACACGUACAUCAGAACCUUAUUGGUGCUGAGAAUUUGUCUCUGCAAGGUGGUGUGAAACAAUUGAAAGGUCCCGCAAGCCACCCCAAGACUCCGAUGAAUGGUCCUUUGGAGUAAGACAAACAACGAAAAAGCACCACCUCAGGAAAUAGGGGACUUUUAAAAACUUUUGUUACAUAAUCCGUCCCGUUUUAUUUUUUAUUGUUCAUACAUGUAAACUAUUAUAUAAGUUCAUAACUACUGCAAAAAAAGGAAAUUUUACAUCACUCUUCAUCUG